Messenger RNA from Hemibagrus wyckioides, 4410 nucleotides. It is a transcript of the gene fermt2, whose product is annotated as FERM domain containing kindlin 2. Lineage: Eukaryota; Metazoa; Chordata; Actinopteri; Siluriformes; Bagridae. Gene Ontology annotation, biological process: integrin-mediated signaling pathway; cell-matrix adhesion. The transcript has 17 exons. The coding region runs from base 278 to 2365 and encodes 695 amino acids. Gene Ontology annotation, molecular function: integrin binding. The record is from RefSeq and is a predicted model, not a curated record. Gene Ontology annotation, cellular component: extrinsic component of cytoplasmic side of plasma membrane; focal adhesion.
AUAGAGAAAGACACGGAGUGAGAGAGAAACUGAGAGAGAGAGAGCGAGCGAGCGAGCGUGAGACAGCCGCUGGACUCCAUUAGCUCCAACCCCGAGGACGCACUUCGCGGGACUUUUAGUCGGACAAGCUUUCUUUGGGGGAAAAAUAAAAUUCUCCAUGCUAGACUUAAACACACGUUUGGAAAAAGAAAGGUGUUCAAACAGACCUCUGGCGACGUCCGAAGUUUAAGGCUUCACUUUGGGUUUUGACUUUAUCGUUAGCGUACUCCUGAAGGAUAUGGCUCUGGAUGGUAUACGGAUGCCUGAUGGCUGCUAUGCCGAUGGCACUUGGGAACUGAAGAUGCAUGUGACUGACCUGAACAAAGACGUCUCUCUGAGAGUCACAGGAGAAAUCCACAUUGGUGGAGUCAUGCUGAAACUCGUAGAGAAACUUGAUGUCAAGAAGGACUGGUCAGACCAUGCACUGUGGUGGGAAAAGAAGAAGACAUGGCUGCUGAAGACGCACUGGACACUGGAUAAGUAUGGCAUCCAGGCUGACGCCAGGCUACUCUUCACACCACAGCACAAGCUCCUGCGCCUGCAGCUGCCCAACAUGAAGCAUAUGAAGGUCAAAGUGAACUUCUCAGACCGUGUCUUCAAGGCUGUUUCGGACAUCUGCAAAACUUUCAAUAUCCGCCAUCCUGAGGAGCUGUCCCUGCUGCGCAAGCCCCGUGACCCCAAAAAGAAGAAGAAAAAGCUGGAGGAGUUUGAAGAGGAGACCCUGGAGCUGGAAGGCCCUCUGCUUACUCCAGGAUCAGCCUCUGAGGUAAUAUACAUCGGACCUGUGAAAGGGAGCAUCUAUUCAAGUCCAGGCCUCUACAGCAAGACAAUGACUCCCACCUAUGACUCUCGAGAUGGCAGUCCACUCUCCCCCACCUCAGCCUGGUUCGGAGACAGCCCAUUGUCUGAGGGCAAUCCCAGCAUCCUCGCCGUGAGUCAGCCCAUCUCCUCACCUGACAUACUGGUUAAGCUCUACAAACCACCCUCCCUCCUCGAUAAGGCCAAAAUAAAUCAAGGGUGGCUGGACUCCUCCAGGUCUCUAAUGGAGCAGGAUGUUAAAGAGAAUGAUGUUCUUCUUUUGCGGUUCAAAUAUCAUAGCUUUUUUGAUCUCAACCCCAAGUAUGAUGCCAUCCGGGUUAACCAGCUAUACGAGCAGGCCAAAUGGGCCAUCCUGCUGGAGGAAAUUGAGUGCACUGAGGAAGAGAUGAUGAUGUUUGCGGCCCUCCAGUAUCAUAUCAACAAGCUGUCCAUCAUGUCUUCAGACAAUCAUAUGAACAACAGCGAGAAGGAGGUGGAUGAAGUGGACGCUGCACUGUCAGACCUGGAGAUCACUCUGGAGGGAGGAAAGACCUCUAACACACUGGGUGACAUUACAUCCAUCCCUGAACUGGCUGAUUAUGUGAAAGUGUUUAAGCCAAAGAAACUGACACUGAAAGGACCCAAGCAGUACUGGUGCACAUUCAAAGACAUCACAAUUUCCUGCUACAAGAGCCGUGAGGAAGCCCACGGCAUACCUGCUCAUCAAAUGAACCUGAGAGGUUGUGAGGUUACACCAGAUGUAAAUAUUUCUGGUCAGAAAUUCAACAUCAAGUUGUUAAUCCCAGUAGCGGAUGGCAUGAAUGAGAUCUGGCUGCGAUGUGACACUGAGAAGCAGUAUGCACAGUGGAUGGCUGCCUGUCGUCUGGCCUCCAAAGGGAAGACUAUGGCAGAUAGCUCCUAUAACUUGGAGGUCCAGAACAUUCUGUCCUUCUUAAAGAUGCAGCACAUGAACCCAGAUCCUCAGAUUAUUGAACCAAUCACCACAGAUAUCAACCCUGAGUGUCUCGUCUCACCACGAUAUCUGAAGAAAUACAAGAACAAGCAGCCAGGCUAUAUCAGGGACCUGAUUUCUGCUCGUAUCCUAGAGGCCCAUCAAAAUGUGGCCCAGAUGAGUCUCAUCGAAGCCAAGAUGCGCUUCAUCCAGGCCUGGCAGUCAUUGCCAGAGUUUGGGAUCACUCACUUCUUGGCCAAGUUCCAAGGCAGUAAGAGAGAGGAGCUGAUUGGCAUCACCUACAACAGAUUGAUCCGCAUAGACGCCAGCACCAGAGAUGCCAUUAAGACCUGGCGCUUCAGCAACAUGAAACAGUGGAAUGUUAACUGGGAGAUCAAGAUGGUUACAGUGGAGUUUGCCGAUGAGCCCAGUCUGUCGUUCACCUGCACCGAGGUGGACUGUAAAGUGGUGCACGAGUUCAUUGGUGGCUAUAUUUUCCUGUCCACCAGGGCCAAGGACCAGAAUGAGUCUCUUGAUGAGGAAAUGUUCUACAAGCUCACCAGUGGCUGGGUCUGAGAUGGAGAUCCUCUGAGCCCAGGGGGUGGGGUGGCAUGGGGUGCCUUGGAUUUUUUGUUCAGUUACUCUCUUGUAUUUUUAUUUUUUUUUUUAACCAUGCCACACGUCUGGCCGCAGUGAUCGUUUAAAAGCUGCCAUCUUCUAUUUUUAGAAAAAUUUUAUUCUGUUCCUGCCUUAAUGCUUACAAACACCUCUGUAGCACCAGUGAGCUGACUUUGAGGAAGGAUGAGAAUGUUCUCUCUCUGCCCAGGGCUUCACCUUCUGCCGAGAAAUAUCCGUGUCCUGCAGCGAGCAGCUACUUUCACAGACAGCUGCUUCUUGUUCCUUUCUCAGAAUGCUUGGUGUGUGUAGUCACUGCAGUGUUAGACGGUUGUCUCCACCUCUGUGCACCAUGCACGCUAAAGGGGCAGGUGUGAUCCACGACCUUUCACCUUGCAUGCUAAUACUCAAGCUCGUCUCGAACGUCACUGCUCGUGUUACGAUCCGAUUUGUUUUGAGAUGUUAAGUUUUGUGAUUGAUUGUCUUGGUUCUCAGUUGCCUUUAUUCUGAUGCAGUCAUUUAUUUCGAAGGUCAUAAGUUCCAUUAAUUGUCCCUAUGUCGUUAACACUACCUUCGGCAACAGCAGCCAUUUAUAUGAAGGAAAAAAAUCCAGCACUGAAGAGUUGCUCUGCAUGAACUGAGUGCUGACCAGAAUACUGAACACUACAAGCAGUUUCGCAGCGAAGAAGAUGCUUUUGUUUUAUUGACAAGAGAGCAAGCACUUCUACACUGAAGCAGAGGUCCCCACCUGAAUAAGCUGUAGUUUACUUUUUUUUUGUCCGAGUCAGCAGGAGAUAAUGUAUCGAUCUUCAACACUAUAACCAUUAGUGGAUGGCCUUUCGGGUUUUUUUUUUUUUUUUUUUUUUUCCUCCACUAAACACAGCGGGGUUUGUUUCUCACAACAAGCGGUUUGUAAUGCAUGUAAAACACAGUGUCGAAGGCCACAUGAUGAAGGAAUGGUUCCAGGGAUCUUAACCUGCUAGCUAAAGAAUCUCUAAUAAUUAAACACGUCUUGUAGAAAAGGGUAAUGAAAAGCAGACCUGUUUGCAGUUUAGGACCUGUGUGUCAUCAGUACAGCUUCUACCCACGUAUUCAGUGAGGAUGACCUCAGUUGUACUCUGGAGCCUGCUGGCUCUUGGCUACAAGAAGCACCAUGACGUGUUUGUUUCCUAUUUUUUUUUUCUGUACAGCCUUCCGUCACUCACACCUUAUCCUAAACCAUUAUAGUAUUAUUCAAAGCCGGUAUAUUGUUAUGCACCAGCAAUAGGUCACUGUGUUUUAAAGGCAGUACAUGCAAUGUUCAUCUUUCUUUUUCCAUGAAUAUGAAGGAAUGCUAAAUGAAGUAUUAGUUUUUGUAACUAAUGUAAAAACAAUUUUAUAGAAUUGUACAGGUUUUGUUGUUUUUUUUUUGUUGUUGUUUUUUUUUUGUUGCUGCUUUUUCCUGUCAUUUUUUUUUGGAAAUGCAUUUUUUUCCAGAAGAAAAGGAAAAAAGCCAUCUUUUUGAGCAUUGCUUGGUAUGAUGUGUACCUGCCUAUGUUAAGGUCUUAUUGAGUUUUUAAGAGUAAAAAAAAUAUAUAUAUAAGUAUAUAUAAUGUGAUGAAGCAUGUCUCAAGCUCCAGGUUUAGCUGCUGCACAUUUCAACACACUCACAAUGAAGGGCUUGUUUCAUUUCCUGUUUUUAUUAUUAUUAUUUUUUAUUUUUUUUUAUUUUUAUUUUAUAUCUAGCCUUAAAUUAAACACAAGUAUGUAAAUGUUGUUUUUCUGUUUGUUGCUGAGUAUUUGACUAUCAAGUUUUGUUUUUAUGAUUUUAUUUACCACACAGGAAUGACUGAUCUUUUAGCAGCGCAUUUUUUUUUUCUGUCAUUUAUAGUACACUAAUAAAAAAUUUUUAAUUGUCCUACAAGGAUUGCGAAUUUUAAGCUUGAUUAUGAAGGAGAAACUUCACCCCCCUGGAGUUUGAGACAAAUUGUCAUACAAUGAAGUACAAUAAAAGCUACUUUAGCAUA